Molecule: messenger RNA, 305 nt
Organism: Penicillium pulvis
Lineage: Eukaryota; Fungi; Ascomycota; Eurotiomycetes; Eurotiales; Aspergillaceae
Product: ATP synthase subunit epsilon family protein
Exons: 3
Coding region: 84-305 (73 amino acids)
Biological process (GO): proton motive force-driven mitochondrial ATP synthesis
Cellular component (GO): mitochondrial inner membrane
Molecular function (GO): proton-transporting ATP synthase activity, rotational mechanism
Source: RefSeq, a predicted model, not a curated record
CCGAAGUCGAACGCUUCCAAACUCACCCGAAGCCGUUUUCACCCCCUUCAAUCGAACCACUCCCUCCUUCCACACCAUUCAAAAUGACUGCUGCCUGGAAAGCCGCCGGCCUCACCUACAACCGCUACCUGGCGAUUGCCGCCCGCACGGUGCGCCGGUCCCUGAAGGACGAGCCCCGUCUUGCUGCUGAGCGUCGCGGUCUUAUGGACAUUCGUUUUGCCAAGUGGGAGAACGGCAAGCAGGGCAACGUUCGCUCGCUCGCCGAGGCCAACGACGAGGCCGUUGCCAAAGCCGCUGAGAAAUAG